Molecule: messenger RNA, 3531 nt
Organism: Salvelinus fontinalis (brook trout)
Lineage: Eukaryota; Metazoa; Chordata; Actinopteri; Salmoniformes; Salmonidae
Gene: trim105
Product: tripartite motif containing 105
Exons: 9
Coding region: 639-1943 (434 amino acids)
Molecular function (GO): metal ion binding; protein binding
Source: RefSeq, a predicted model, not a curated record
GUGAAGAUAUAUUUCGGGUUUUUGGCCUACUUCUAAAUUACACCACCGCCACGCUAUUUUUCUUUUAAAAAAAAUAUUUCACUGUUGCCUGCUGCUGCUGCUUAUCAGGCAGUUUGUUAGUGAGUGAAUAAGUAAGGGCAGGAGGAGUGUGUGUUGAGACUGAGCACUGCUGCAGGCAGCUGUCACCUGACUCAGAGCCGUAUGCACAUCGAGACAACUUUUUACCAGUUGAAGGUAGGCUGUGUAAAUUGUCAUAAUAGAGAUACAUAUUUACAACCUUUUUUUCCCCAUAAAACAUUAACGCGCAUCAAAUAAAAAACGGCGACCAAGCACAGAAACGACUUUAGGCGCUCUAGAGCGCAUUCAGACCUUUCACUUUGCAGUAGUUUUCAGGCCUUGUGGGCGGGUUUUGAGUAGUCAUUGGUUAGAAAUUGAAUGUCGACCUGGCAACCCGGACUCUGUGACUGGACUUCACAGGCGAGGCGGGUGUGUGGCAGCUAACAUCUGGCGAAAAGCUCGUUGAAAACCUCUCCAACUCGGGUUGCAGAGACAUCUCUUAGCUACCAACCCUGUGGUCUGCCUCUAGCCCGUCUAUGAACUGAAGUUCCUCAUUUCUAAAAGAACAGACCGUCCCCAUCAUGUCUGCGGCGGCUCCCAACAGUAAGACCCAGUCCAGUCUCAGAGAAGACUUGACCUGUGCCAUCUGCUGUGACCUCUUUACUGAGCCAGUGAUGCUGGCGUGUAUGCACCACUUCUGUAAGCGCUGUAUCAGUACCUACUGGAGGGGUACCCAGACACCGGUAUCCUGUCCCCAGUGUAGGAAGGAAUUCACCACCAAACACUUCCAGACCAACUAUCUGGUGACGGCCAUGGUGGAGAAGGUUAGGGCCUCCACCUCGGACUGUUAUGUCAAGAAUAUACAGAAACAGCAGAAGGAUUCGUUGGAGGCCCACAGACAGAGACGAGAGGAUUUCAUCACUGUUCUAAACCGAGAUAAGGACAAGAUGGAGAGCAUCAAGAGAAUUGGCUAUGAGCUGCAGCUGCGUAUCCAGGGGGAGUUCCAGGCGAUGCAGGCCUUCCUUGCGGAGGAGGAGGCGUGUGUGUUGGAACGGCUGCGGAGGGAACAGGAGGGGGCUCUGGAACAGCUGCAGCGCCACAUGGCGGUCGUCAGAGAGGCUGUCAGUCAGCUGGAUCACAGUAUGAGACUCCUGCAUGAGGCUGCUACCACCACCUACCAGACUGGACUAGUAGAGUUUCCACAGCUACGGCCUCCAAUAGACGUGGAACCAGGACCAGAGCUAGACUUGAAUGGCUUCGGUAGUAGAUACAUGGCACCGCUACAGUACAUUACGUGGAGGAAGAUGUUCAAGUCUCUCAAACCUGGUCCGGCCCCGGUAACGUUCGAUGUGGACACGGCCCACCCUAGUGUCUAUGUAUCCAGAGACAGAACCAUCGCUGUAGACUGUGAUAGCAUGGUCCCCUACCAGCCCAACCCAAAGAGGUUCCUACAGUCUGUCAACGUGCUGGGGGCUCAGGGCUUCCAAGAUGGACGCCACUACUGGGAGGUAGGAGUGGGCAGCAAGGCCAAGUGGGACCUGGGUGUGGCGUCGGAGAGGGUUGACCGUCAGGCCCGGGUCAAGCUGAGUCCUGAGAGCGGUUACUGGACCCUACGACUGAGAGAGGGAGACCAGUACUCUGCAGGCACACAGCCCUGGACACGGCUUCAGGUCGGGUGGUCUCCCCAGAGGAUAGGGGUGUUCCUGGACUGUGAUGAGAGGAAGGUGUCCUUCUAUAACGCUGAUGACAUGAGUCUCCUGUACUCUUUUAGUAACGGCCCCAGAGGCAGAGUUCUGCCGUUCUUUAGCCCCUGUGUCAAUGAUACGAACCAGAAGCCACAGCCCAUACAGCUGCUGCACUAUCCUCCUGUUGACCUGACCUGUUAGGACAGGUGUUUUAAUGAUACUAGCCAGAAACCACAGCCCAUACAGCUGCUGCACUAUCCUCCUGUUGACCUGUUAGGACAGGUGUUUCAAUGAUACGAACCAGAAACGACAGCCCAUACAGCUGCUGCACUAUCCUCCUGUUGACCUGUUAGGACAGGUGUUUCAAUGAUACGAACCAGAAACGACAGCCCAUACAGCUGCUGCACUAUCCUCCUGUUGACCUGUUAGGACAGGUGUUUCAAUGAUACGAACCAGAAACGACAGCCCAUACAGCUGCUGCACUAUCCUCCUGUUGACCUGUUAGGACAGGUGUUUCAAUGAUACGAACCAGAAGCCACAGCCUAUACAGCUGCUGCACUAUCCUCCUGUUGACCUGUUAGGACAGGUGUGUGUAUAACAGGUGUGUGAAUAAUAGGUGUAUCAGACUGGUGUAUCAAUGACUACAGUCAGAAACCAUAUCCCAUAAUGCUCCUACACGCUCCCUUUGGUCCUGACUGGUGUCUUUGAGAUGUGUUUCUCUGAUCCUUGACUCUUUGAUUUGCCAGUUGAUGUAAUAGUUUGCCCAAAGUGUCUACUGUCUGAGCUUCCCAAGUCUAAAUCACCAAAACACUCCAUAUCACUUCCUUUCAUUCCUCUGUGAGGCGUUUACUUCCAAAGGGUUUUGCAAUGGAACAGUUGCUAUAGUAAAUGUUCUCAUCACCAGGACCCUCUUUAUCAGCAUGAUGCAUCAUGGGAAUCAUAACGUGGUCUCAUUUAUAAAGGUGCAGUAGAAAUAUAUAUUGUAAUAAAUUCUGCUUUAGUGGCUAUAUGUACUUUUCUUUUGGGGUGGCCAAAUUCACACAGAAAUGUGAGUUAUAGAUAUUUCAUUCUACGUAAACAAGUCUAAAAAGUGGUAGAUGUGUGUUAUUUCUAUGCUUAAAUUUGUUUUUUUUGCGGUUUUUGCUUUCGGUUUUGUACACAAGCUUCAACAAGCUGAAACAACAAUAUUUUUGGUGAUGGAAGGUAUAUUUCACAGCGGUUUAGAUGGUACAAUGAUUCUCUACACUAUACUACCUUAUUUUGUCACACAAACUGAAAUUAGGCAAACUACUAGAGUUUUAGAAACCAGGAAAUGGCAGAGCGAUUUCUGCAUAGUUGAUCUUUUUUAAGUUGCUCUUUUGACAAAAUGGGGCCCGUUGUCCAUUUUUUUUUUGUGGAUGUUUCCUCCUGUGUUUAAGAGUCGCUGUAGAUAUUGAUAUGUGCCAUAAUUACACUGCGUCAUUGAAUCACAAUGCUUUCUCAUCGGGGACUUAUGUUAUGCCUUCUCACCUUUUUUAUGUGAUCUCUAUUUUUAAUCGGUUCAAUAUAGCUUUAAAAAAAAAAAAAGUGUUUUAUUUCAUCACAGUACUUUUUGUUUUGAGUUCUUUGCGCUCAUUCAAUUUUUUUUUUCUCCUAAUCUUGAAAUAUAAAUAUGUAAAUGUGCAGUAUUCAUCUCAAUCAAUCUGUACUCAUCGGAUUAAACGAAGGACUGAUUUUAUUGUAAUCAGAAAAAGGCAAUUUUGAGGGGGGGGGGGGUGUGAUUUGACAAUAAACAAUGAACCAAAUCAAA